Messenger RNA from Entrophospora sp. SA101, 735 nucleotides. The record is from the annotation of a GenBank genome assembly. NCBI's taxonomy places the organism in Eukaryota, Fungi, Glomeromycota, Glomeromycetes, Entrophosporales, Entrophosporaceae.
AUGGAUGAAACUUCAGUAUAUUUUGAUAUGUCAAGAGGAUUAACUAUCAGCCAAAAAGGUGAAAAAACAGUACAUAUUAAGUGUACUGAUGGAUCAAAAUUGAAGCCAAUAUGUAUUUUUAAAGGAAAAAAAUUACCACAAGGUCAAACAAUUCCUGAUGGAGUUGUAGUUUGUAGAACUACUACUCGAAAUUCAACUUUUGUAAUUUCAAAAUAUCAAGGGAAAAUAGAUAAUAGUGUAAUAAAAUACGGCGUAGCAUUAUAUGCAACUGAAGCUGCAGAACAUAAUAAUGUAAAAUUACCGACACCAGGAAAAAAUGAAAGAGACAAUCCAAAAAUUUCAAAUUUAGUAGAACAAAUUGCAUCAUUAUCUUUAAUCGAAACAUCAGAACUUGUCAAAUCAUUAAAAAUAAAGUUGAACAUUCAAGACGUUGCAUUACCUGCAGUAAAUUUUGCUUCAAUGGCAACAGCUGCACCUACAGAUGCAACAUCUACACCUGAAGAAAAGGCUCCCGAGAAAGCAGAAUUCACAUUAAAAUUAGAAAAAUUUGAUCCUGCUUCUAAAACAAAGAUAAUUCGUGAAAUCAAAAAUAUUAUACCUGGAACAAACCUUGUAGAGGCAAAAAAAUUUGUAGAAAGUGUUCCCAAGGUCAUUAAAGAAAAUGUGAAUAAAGAAGAGGCAGAAAAAAUUAAAAAGACGUUAGAGGGGCUUGGUGCAACUGUUUUAAUGGAAUAA